AUGGAAUCUGAAUUGGAUACGUUAUCACAGGAUGUCUGUAAUGCUAUCAAUUGCUCUGGUUUACUACCUCACGAAUUGACUCUGAAAGUUGGUGUUCCCGUCAUGCUACUGCGUAACAUUGAUCAGUCGAAUGGGUUAUGUAACGGAACAAGAUUGCAAGUCAGAAGAUUGGGUAACCACGUGAUCGAAUGCAUUACACUAACAGGUGACAAGGUAGGUCAAGUGGUUCUAAUAUCCCGCAUGAAUAUGAUUCCCAAUAACCAAGCUUUACCUUUCAGGUUCCAACGUAGACAGUUUCCUAUUAUUGUCUCUUUUGCUAUGACGAUUAACAAAUCACAGGGACAGACACUAAGUAUUGUUAGAUUAUACUUACUGAGACCAGUAUUUACACAUGGACAACUAUAUAUAGCAUUAUCAAGAGUCAACUCGAAGGCUGGAUUGCGAGUACUUAUUCAAAACAGUGGAUACAUGUUAUCAAAGUCAACAAUAAAUGUAUAUAGAGAAAUCUUUCAGAACAUAUAA
Messenger RNA from Arachis ipaensis, 522 nucleotides. RefSeq lists its product as uncharacterized. Gene Ontology annotation, cellular component: replication fork. Gene Ontology annotation, biological process: DNA replication. The record is from RefSeq and is a predicted model, not a curated record. NCBI's taxonomy places the organism in Eukaryota, Viridiplantae, Streptophyta, Magnoliopsida, Fabales, Fabaceae.